Messenger RNA from Photinus pyralis (common eastern firefly), 1447 nucleotides. It is a transcript of the gene Vps26, whose product is annotated as vacuolar protein sorting-associated protein 26B-like. NCBI's taxonomy places the organism in Eukaryota, Metazoa, Arthropoda, Insecta, Coleoptera, Lampyridae. Gene Ontology annotation, cellular component: endosome; retromer complex. Gene Ontology annotation, biological process: intracellular protein transport; retrograde transport, endosome to Golgi. The record is from RefSeq and is a predicted model, not a curated record. Bases 191 to 1351 code for a protein of 386 amino acids. The transcript is spliced from 4 exons.
UUCGACGUCGAAUUUUACACCGACUGUCAUAUGCCAAAAUAAUUGAUGGCGACAGAAAUAUAUCUUCCCCAACGAAUUAAAUGAUUAAACUUAUGUAAAAUCGCGGAAGAGUGUCAAAAAUACUUUUAGUUGUAAGUUCAAACCAUCCCGGUUAGUAAAUAGGCGCUUAUUAUACAAACAAUUUACGAGAAUGAGUUUUUUUGGAUUCGGACAGUCUGCGGACAUUGACAUAUGCCUCGACGGUCAAGAUAGCAGGAAAAAGGUCGAGGUGAAGACCGAGGACGGCAAGAAGGAGCUCAUGUUGUUGUAUUACGAUGGGGAGACGGUUUCGGGAAAGGUGAACGUCAGUUUGAAAAAGGCGGGUAGCAAACUGGAGCACCAGGGUAUAAAAAUAGAAUUCAUAGGCCAAAUAGAAUUGUUUUACGAUAGGGGUAAUCAUCACGAGUUUACCAGUUUGGUUAAGGAGCUGGCGCGUCCGGGCGAGAUGAUCGCGCACACGAGUUACACGUUCGAGUUUAGUUGCGUCGAGAAGCCCUUCGAGGUGUACACAGGCUGCAAUGUGAGGUUACGAUACUUUCUUAAGGUGACGAUCGUACGGAGACUGGCCGACAUAAUAAAAGAGGUCGAUAUAGCCGUUCACACGCUCUCCAGUUAUCCGGAGAUGAACAACUCGAUCAAAAUGGAAGUGGGAAUCGAAGACUGCCUUCACAUCGAGUUCGAGUAUAACAAAUCGAAAUAUCAUUUGAAAGACGUCAUCGUCGGCAAAAUAUACUUCCUUCUCGUACGAAUCAAAAUAAAGCACAUGGAGAUCGCGAUUAUAAAACGCGAGAUCACCGGCUCGGGACCGAACACGUUCACCGAAAACGAGACGAUCGCGAAAUACGAAAUCAUGGACGGGGCGCCCGUUCGGGGCGAGAGCAUACCGAUUCGCGUCUUCUUGGCCGGCUACGAGCUGACGCCGACGAUGCGCGACAUCAACAAAAAGUUCUCCGUUAGGUACUUUCUCAAUUUGGUCCUGAUGGACACCGAGGACCGUCGAUACUUCAAACAGCAGGAGAUCACGUUGUGGCGAAAGGGGGACCGUCUUCGAAAGUCCAACGUGCAAAACAAUCAGGGGCAGGACAUCAGCGAAGAUCAUUUCCUACAGAUCGUACCCCACCUACCCGACAGUAGCACGGUGAAAGCGGACGAUAAGGAAAUAUUCACGGGCGUCAGGUCGCCGACGAACGACGAGGACGUCUCCACCAGCGACACUUUCCUAGAGAACACCCCCAACGACAAUUUAAUACAGCACAUGCAACGAGAGGCGGGCGACGGCGAGCAAAACUCGAACCCCGAAAACGACGAGUGAUGCACGUAGUGAACGAGCGUUAAUAGCAUUUCUUUUGUAUAUUGGCAUUAUUAUGUUAUAGAUAUAAAUUUUUAAUAAUCAGAUUAUUAUUAUUAU